Molecule: messenger RNA, 2697 nt
Organism: Fusarium redolens
Lineage: Eukaryota; Fungi; Ascomycota; Sordariomycetes; Hypocreales; Nectriaceae
Product: pyridoxal phosphate-dependent transferase
Exons: 7
Coding region: 1-2697 (898 amino acids)
Cellular component (GO): cytosol
Molecular function (GO): pyridoxal phosphate binding; transaminase activity
Source: RefSeq, a predicted model, not a curated record
AUGGCUCACCCUUUUGUCUCCAACUCAAGCAUUCUCUAUCGUUCAUUCGCUCAUCAACCUGAAAGAGUCGUUUCUGCCUCAGGAGUAUCUCUGUUUCUCGAGUCUGGCCGUGAAAUUCUUGAUGCUUCAGCUGGACCAGCCGUAUCAUGUCUUGGCUUUGGACGCCCUGAGAUUGCUGAAGUGGUGGCGAACCAGAUGAACCUGCUCCCUUAUCUCUACUCUGGCGCACGUUUCACUUGCGAUGUAACCGAGAAACUUGCGUCGAUGCUUCUGCAGGGGCAACUUGGUGGCCUAUCCAAGGCCAUAUUCGUCAACUCUGGAAGCGAAGCCACUGAUGCUGCUAUCAAGCUGGCAACACAAUACUGGCACGAGCGAGGAAUGCCCCAGAAGCGCCAUGUUAUCGCAAGAAAACAGAGCUAUCAUGGCAACACGAUUGGAGCACUCUGCGUCUCUGGCCACCAAUCUCGAAGGGCCAUGUAUCGUCACUGGCUCUCUCAUAAUGUCAGCUUCGUUGAUCCUUGCUUCGCUUAUAGGCUGAAGGGAAACGAAUCCGACGAAAAUUAUAUCCUUCGUGUUGGACCGGAGAACGUUUCUGCAUUUGUGGCUGAGACUGUCAGUGGAACUAUUCUAGGUUGCCUUCCUGCUGUACCGGGAUACUUCAAAGCUGUUCGAGAGAUUUGUGACAAACAUGAUAUUCUCUUGAUCCUAGAUGAAAUUAUGUGUGGUAUGGGAAAAACCGGAACUAUGCAUGCUUGGGAGCAGGAGGGUAUUUUAGGGCCUGAUAUUCAGAUGAUAGGCAAAGCUCUCGUUGGAGGGUUUGUUCCCCUAUCUGGCGUGUUGCUUCGAAACAAGAUUUUCGAAGCCCUCGCAGACGGAUCUGGUGGAUUGGCCCAUGGCCACACAUUCCAGGCUCAUCCAGUGGCUUGCGCUGCAGCUCUAGAGGUUCAACGCAUCAUUCGGGAUGAAGAUAUUCUCACCAACGUCCAAGAAAUGGGUAAAGUCUUGGAGAGGCUCCUGAAAACACAUCUUGGCCCCUUGGAAUUUGUUGGCGAUAUCCGUGGGCGUGGUCUUUUUUGGGCUGUUGAGUUCGUCCAAGAUCGUUGCACCAAAACACCAUUCCCGGCCAAUAUGAGACUGUGUCACCAGAUCGUAGACAAGGCGCUUGGUCUGGGCUUGAACAUAUUGGGAAACCUGGGUGAGACUGGGGAUAUUCAUGUUGAUCAUGUCAUAAUGUCUCCCCCAUAUGUGGUGACUGAGUCUGAAUUGGGGAGGAUGCUCACUGAAGCUCCUGGUUGGAAUCGGAUCAAUAUUUUGAGCCCAAUGAACGAAUCACUUAGAUCCCCACCUUCGGUUUCAACUCGGAGAGGUGGCUAUCCUCGACAGAAGCAGAAGCAGGGAUGUCCAACAUGUCGUCAACGUCACUGCUUGCGUCUCAACCUAGUUUGCAAGCGUGAGCCACCACGUUCAGUACUACUGUCCCCAUUGGCGGCAACUGGAGGUUCUCAAGUGACCGAGACAAGAGUUGUGAGAACUCCGAGCAUAGACCAGCAAAGCAAAGAGGUCACGCAACUAUGCCAACCUCUUGGCUUAUCGCUGGACCCUGGUGACUCCAACUCGGGAAAUCUUGUGGGAAGCAGACGAGUGAUGCUGCGUUACUACACGGUUACACUUGCGUUUCUACUGACCACGAAUCUAGAAAAAAACUGUUUCCUCUCUGCAAUACGUGACGAAAAGUUCAGAGCGGAGUCACUAAGGCACCAUGGACAUGCUUUGGCCCAGCUUCAGAAGUCAAUGCAACAGAGUGAACUGUCAACUGAGAUGUGCCUGGCUGUGACUAUGGUCCUCUGUUCCAUGGAGUCAAUAUCUGAGGCUACUGAUGCCUGGUAUCCUCACUUGACAGGCGCAGCUGCUGAAUUGGCUUGGCAACCUGAGAAUUCACUCUCGGUGGUAGAUCCGAAGCAAGCUGUCCAGGCUACCUUUGAGGGGAGGUGGCUUCUCCGCAAUUUCGCCUAUCACGAUAUCAUGAUGAGUGUCUCGAUGGAUUGCCGUCCAUUAAUAAGGGGCUUCUACUGGGCCUCAGAGGAUGACACACUUGCAGAUCCCUAUUUUGGAUUUGCGUCGCGGAUACUCUAUCUCAUCUCCGAGACUAGCAUUCUGAACGCUGACUUCGCCGAAGCCAAAUCGGCAUCGCAGACCCGUGGUUAUAGUUUUGCUGAACGUUCACAAAAGAUAGAAAGUGAACUCCAGAGUUGGGUUUGUCCUUCAGGUCAAGAUGAUUCACCUCUAGCCUUACUCGGUGAAGCCUAUCGCAACGCGGCACUCAUUCAUCUUUACCGAACCCUUGCUCGUUACAUUAACAGCUAUUCUGAUAUCUUGAAGACGAAGCUGAAGACUUGUGUAGAGUCGAUAUGUAAGCUUAGCAGAAAAGUGUCAGAAGGUUGUCUCGUGGAAUGCACCCUGCUUUUCCCGCCGUUCAUGGCGGGAGGAGAAGCCCACGAGACAAGUGAGAUAGAAAGCAUUAGAGAGAAGCUUUGCGAGAUGAUUAAGUGGCGAAAAUUCCGAAACGUUGAAGCUUGUCUUGACGUCCUUGAUGAAGUAUGGCGGCGAAGAAUGGAUGGAUCAAGGAGGGAAGACCAAGGUAAGGUGGACUGGCUAGAUGUGGUGAAGCAACGGGGCUGGAAGCUUUCCAUUUCGUAA